CCUCCCCAGCGGCCGCCUUGCCCCCACCCCGGCACCAUGUCCUUCUUCAGGCGGAAAGGUAGGGGGGCGGCGGGCGGGAGGCCCGGGGCUGAGGGGCGACUGCCAGCCUCGUCCCCUGCACGGCUGCUGGGCCCUGGCCCUGCCCCUCCGGGAACGCCGACCGGGCCCCGAGAGGACGCUCGGUCCCUGAGAAGCGGGCUCCCCGCAAAUGACGUGAAAGGCAGAGAGCAAGAAAAGAACACGGAUGUGAAAGCAAUUAAAACUCCAGUACCAGUACAUUCCCCCCAGAGGAACACUAGAAAUCAUGCCUUGCUGGAGGCUGCAGGACCAAGCCAUGUGGCCAUUAAUGCCAUCUCUGCCAACAUGGACUCCUUUUCUAGCAGUCGGACCGCUGCCCUUAAGAAGCAGCCAAGCCACAUGGAAGCUGCUCAUUUUGGAGACCUAGGCAGAUCGUGUCUGAAUUACCAGGCUGAAGAGACCAAAUCAAGCCUUUCAAAGACCCUGGAACAAGUCCUGCAGGACAACGUGGCCCUCCCUUACUUCAUCCAGUUUAUGGAACUGCGCAGAAUGGAACACUUGGUGAAGUUCUGGCUAGAGGCUGAAAGCUUCCACUCCACAACAUGGUCCCGUAUAAGAGCACACAGCCUGAACACGGUCAAGCAGAGCUCCUUGGCAGAGCCAGUGUCACCCUCAAAACAGCAGGAAAUUGCAUCAUCAUCUCCACCUGGACUGCUGGAGGAGAGACUGGAGGAUUCUGGCACAGUCCAUCUGCUGAGGACCAGGCCGGUGGCUGCUGACAAGAAAGACAGAACUAGCCCCAGCCAGAACCACCUGCUCUCUGGUCAGGAGAGCCAUAGUUCCAGUGUGCUUUGUCUAACAAAAUCUGAGACAGGGACUCAUUCUGUUCCAGCUGAUGAGCAAGAAUCUUCCAGGCUUACAGUAUCAAAUAAGAACAGCCCCUCCACUGCACUAAAAGACUUGUCAGGAAAACUCAUGAAAAGUAUAGAGCGGGAUGCAGUUAGUACUUUUACCAAAUACAUUUCUCCAGAUGCUGCUAAACCAAUUCCCAUUACAGAAGCAAUGAGAAAUGACAUAGUUGCAAAGAUUUGUGGGGAAGAUGGACAAGUGGAUCCAAACUGUUUUGUUACAGCACAGUCAAUAGUGUUUAAUGCAAUGGAACAAGAGCACUUUAGUGAGUUCUUGCGGAGUCACCAUUUCUGUAAAUACCAGAUCGAGGUGCUGACCAGUGGGACUGUUUAUCUGGCUGACAUACUUUUCUGUGAAUCAGCCCUGUUCUACUUCUCUGAGUACAUGGAGAAGGAAGAUGCAGUUAAUGUGUUGCAGUUCUGGUUGGCAGCAGAUAACUUCCAGUCACAACUUGCUGCCAAGAAAGGCCAGUAUGAUGGGCAAGAAGCACAGAAUGAUGCCAUGAUUUUAUAUGACAAGUACUUCUCCCUUCAAGCCACGCAUCCGCUGGGGUUUGACGACGCGGUGAGGUUAGAGAUUGAAUCCAACAUCUGCAGGGAAGGUGGACCCCUCCCAAACUGCUUCACCACUCCCUUACGGCAGGCGUGGACCACCAUGGAGACGGUUUUCCUACCUGGUUUCUUGUCCAGCAACCUUUACUACAAGUACUUGAAUGACCUCAUCCAUUCAGUACGAGGAGAUGAACUUCCAGGAGGGAAUAUUGCACUGAGUAUCCAUGGCCACGGAAGCUCUCCUGAUAGCGAUUCAAUAGGGGCACCAGAUGGCUCUGCCUCCCAGUCCAAUGUCAAAAAGGCUAAUGUUAAAAUCCUGAAAAAUUUUGAUGAAGCAAUAAUUGUAGAUGCUGCAAGUCUGGAUCCAGAAUCUUUGUAUCAACGAACAUAUGCAGGGAAGAUGACAUUUGGACGAGUCAGUGACCUGGGACAGUUUAUCAGAGAAUCUGAACCAGAGCCUGAUGUCAAAAAAUCCAAAGGGUCCAUGUUUUCACAAGCAAUGAAGAAAUGGGUUCAAGGAAACACAGAUGAGGCUCAAGAAGAGAUGGCUUGGAGGAUAGCGAAGAUGAUAGUCAAUGACGUCAUGCAGCAGGCGCAAUGUGAACAGCCUUCGGAGAAGGUUACGAAGCUAUGAUUUUAGAAACACCAGAAGAAGUGGUGUAGUUUUCAGCUUGGAGAAUGAGUGAACUUUCCCUUUUGGUGGGUUCUUGAACACAGCCAAUAAAAACAAAGCACUGUUACUCCAGCUGCCGAAAUCCCCCUGGUUUGGAAGGAAGCAUUAAAAGAAGCGAUCCUGUACCUCCACUGCAGAGCCUCAAGAAACACUUCCUGUUGCAUGUGGCAUUCACAGUGAUGAUGGCUUUGAAAGAGAGGAGGACACAGCUUAGGAGUGUCACUGAGGAACUGUGAAGGACUUCACAAAUACUUGACCCUGUCUCAAAAAGACUUUUAAGCGAACUAUCUGGAAGGGGACACAAACCACGAGAGAGGGGAAAGGUUUUGCUGUAGUUUCUAGUUCUACUACUUGUGAUUUUUAAACACAUAAUUGGAAAUGCCUUGGGGCACGUCCCCAACGUUGGCCAUUGGAGAAAUGAACCUGGGAUGGUUGAAUUCAUUGGCAGUGAAUGGCCUACAAAGUUCCAAGUUUUGGGUUUCCUUACUUGAAAUAGAAACGUAUUCAGCUGUAAGAUAAAUGUAUUUUACUUCAUAACUCCAUUAACUUUGAAGGCAGCAGUGAAUGGUCUGGAGUGAAGCCUGGACAGUGUAACUCUUCCUCCUUGAGCUCUCACAUCUGCACACACAAAUCCCCUGCUUCCACCACAGAGCAGACACGAAAGCUGAUCUUGCACUCAUGCAGCCUUCUGCUCCUGAGCCACGGCUCCAAACACAGCCCAUGUUUUGAGGAGAUGAUACCUUGCAGACUGCUCCAUUUUUCUCUCCUCCCCACCCCCCGAGCAAGGACAGAAGUAGUUGCUGCCAUUCUCCAGUAGCUUCUUGUCCUCCGAGCAACAUAGUAUCUAAUUCCAGAUGUUUGGUUUACAAAGAACAAGCAGUUUUUAAUGCCCUCUGGCCCUCCUCCCUGGCAUUGUCAACACUUGCAACCUGCAAAACCUUUGGUUAAGUAAAAAACCAACGGCGUGCCACAGCACCUCCCGUUCCAUUUUGCCUCCCCUGAACUGACUUUGCAGGGUGUCAGAAGUACUCGGUGGCUCACCAUCCCUUGAUCACUGCAUUUUUAGUAAACAACACUUCUCUGUUGGAUUUCUUAUUUUAUGAUUGCUGUUUUGGUUUUUUGUUUUCUCUCCUCAAACUCGUGCAAAAGAAAUCACUUUGCACAGAGCACGAAUCAUCUCCCCUGUUCAGGAUGGUCUUGAUUGACUAGCAAGUGUUGUUCUGUUGCAAUAUUUGAUUGUAUAGAGGCACACUGUUUUGUCCAGAAAAA
Messenger RNA from Dryobates pubescens (Downy woodpecker), 3420 nucleotides. RefSeq names its product A-kinase anchoring protein 10 (gene AKAP10). Gene Ontology annotation, molecular function: protein kinase A binding. Gene Ontology annotation, biological process: intracellular protein localization. The record is from RefSeq and is a predicted model, not a curated record. The transcript is spliced from 15 exons. Gene Ontology annotation, cellular component: plasma membrane. The coding region runs from base 37 to 2112 and encodes 691 amino acids. Lineage: Eukaryota; Metazoa; Chordata; Aves; Piciformes; Picidae.